Molecule: messenger RNA, 3998 nt
Organism: Thunnus maccoyii (southern bluefin tuna)
Lineage: Eukaryota; Metazoa; Chordata; Actinopteri; Scombriformes; Scombridae
Gene: rufy3
Product: RUN and FYVE domain containing 3
Exons: 18
Coding region: 318-2315 (665 amino acids)
Biological process (GO): regulation of axonogenesis
Cellular component (GO): cytoplasm
Molecular function (GO): metal ion binding
Source: RefSeq, a predicted model, not a curated record
CAUCUCCCUCUAUUUGUGUUGUCUCUGGCAGUGUAAAUGGAUUGCUGGACCGCUGACACAGCGCGCAAACUCUCGCGAAAUUAGCAACAGAUUUGACCAAAAUACUAAUGCUUUAAGAUUUCCGGGUCACGGGAGGGUUGUGGAGGACAGGACGAAAGGCGGAGUGAUUACUGGAGAUAUUUUGGAGUAAACUGACUGGCCUGUGUCGAUUGUUUUUGCUAACCACGGUUAUGCAUGUCUCCAGCAGCUAACCCCACGUAGCCUAGCUGAGCGCUGACAGCCGUUGGUCACAUGAAGUGAAUCUGGUCGGAGGGAGGAUGGCGGAGCGGGACACACCGCCUGGAGAGCUGCUCCUGCAGUCAUCUUCAGAGCUUUCAGAAAGUUCUGAGAGACAGAAUUCAUCAGAUGAAAACGGACACGUUGACAGUCCGGAUGAGACUCUCUCUCCUACCUCGGUGAUAUACUUCAAGGAGGCUUUAAACUCCUCAAACUUGAGGUUUGGGACGGCUGGGUCACUGUCGCCCACUCCGCUUCGACGGUAUGACUUCCAGAUUGAAAGAAUCGAUUCAAAGCGCAGAAAUCCCAAGGAUCCCAUCACAAUCGAAAGGCUUAACCUGAUGAACAUGGCCAAACUGAGCAUCAAAGGCCUGAUCGAGUCUGCGCUCAACCUCGGACGCACCCUCGACUCUGACUAUGCACCGCUCCAGCAGUUCUUUGUCGUGAUGGAGCACUGUCUGAAACACGGCUUGAAAACCAAGAAGAGCUUCCUGGGCCAGAACAAGUCUUUCUGGGGGGCGUUGGAGUUGGUGGAGAAGCUGACGCCUGAAGCAGGAGAGAUCACGGCCAGUGUAAAAGACCUGCCUGGCCUCAGAACUCCUCUAGGAAGAGGGCGCGCGUGGUUACGACUGGCCUUGAUGCAGAAGAAGCUCUCUGACUACAUGAAGACCAUCAUCAACAGAAAGGACCUGCUCAGUGAAUUCUAUGAGCCCAACGCGUUGAUGAUGGAGGAGGAAGGAGCCGUCAUCGCCGGGCUGCUCGUCGGACUGAAUGUCAUCGAUGCCAAUCUGUGUAUGAAGGGAGAAGACUUGGACUCACAGGUCGGGGUGAUCGAUUUCUCCAUGUACCUCAAAGACGGCGGACACAGUAGUAAGAGCGCAGAGGGUGACGGUCAGAUCACAGCGAUUCUCGAUCAGAAGAAUUACGUGGAGGAGCUGAACAGACAUUUAAGCGCAUCAGUAAAUAACCUCCAGGCCAAGGUGGACGCUCUGGAAAAGUCCAACACAAAGCUAACAGAAGAGCUCGCAGUGGCGAAUAACAGGAUCAUCACUUUACAAGAAGACGUGGAGAGAGUAAAGGAGGAGAGCUCAUAUCAGCUGGACUCCAGUAGGAAGGCAUUAAGAAGUGACUCGGCACCAGACGGUCAAGCUCUGGGCGAAACACGCAAGCAGCUCAAAGAGGAAACUCUGCUUCGACUGGACGUGGAGAAGGAGCUGGAGGUGCAGAUCGGGAUGAAGCAGGAGAUGGAGCUGUCUAUGAAGAUGCUGGAGAAAGACAUCUGUGAGAAGCAGGACGCUCUGGUGGAGCUCAGACAGCAGCUGGAAGACCUCCGUGCCAUCAACCAACAGCUUGGCCACAAGUCACAGAGCGCAGAGUCCAGCUCCAAACAGAAGAGCGAAGCCAUCUCUCGCUUGGAGGAGAAGAUAAACCAGAUGUCAGGGACUGUAAAACAGCUGGAGAGCAGAUCCAAACAGGCUGAGAAAGAGAGGGAUCUGGCUUUAGAGGCCAACCGGCUCUUCAAACAGGAUUUUGGAGACAAAAUCGAGAGCUUGCAGGUGGAAGUGGAGCAGCUGAGGAAACACAGGUCUAAUCUGGAGGUGGAGCUGAGGAAGGAGCGAGAGCGAAGAAGUGAGCAUCACGUCGACGCCAGACAGUCCAGUACUCCUCGGAGGGAAAGAAAGCACCCAGAGAACAUACCAAAACUUCUCCCAGAAUCCCCUUCAGUCAAAAGGGAGAUUGAUCAGUUACACACGGGACCAGACGACAAAACAAGUCUGAGCUCCAGCUUGUCCUUGUCACAUCACGAGGAUGAGCAGGAUGAGUCAUUCGUGGAGAUCAGUCAACCAACCAUCUGUACAAUGUGUGAACAGGACGACUCCCUCCUGAAGACAAAGAAACAGUGUAAGAACUGCGCCGGCGUUUUCUGUGAGAGCUGCGUGUGCAACGAGCUGCCGUUACCUUCCUCCAUUCUGCCAGAGACUGUAUGCACUUCCUGCUACUCUCUGUUACUCCAACAAUACGCUUCAACGCCGACAUGAACCGACUCGCCGCAUUUUACCGCCAACAACGGCUGACGACCAGACGCACGGAAACCCGGAGGCAUUGAUUUUUCUAAAACUGGCACUGCAAAAAUGCACUUUUUUUUUUUUUUUUUUCAUUUCAUGACUCAAGACGUCUGAUGGAGUCCUGAAAAAAAUUUUUACUUCCUCAAAGUCAGCGAUGGCCAAAAAAAAACGUGCUACAGGGAGCUGCGUGUGUGCAGGUUUUCAUGUCAAUCAAAUGCUGUCGGAGCCAUUUUUAAAUUCCCUUUUCUGGUUGAAAGUGUGUUAAAAUAGUCAAAUUCGGCUGCUGUGGUUUUUUUUUUUUUUAUUUUAUUUUAUUUUUUUUGGAGUGAAAACCUGAACUCACACAGUUGAAAAUGGCAUCUAACUUGAAUCAUCUCAUUCAUGGACGCAUCCACGAUGUCCACUGAGUGGAUUCUGGAUUAAACUGAUAAUAUUUUUAAGCUCAGUUUUUAAACAUAAAAAAAAAAAAAAGGAAAAACUGGAUUUUUUUUUUUUUUGGUGACAACUCAGUAUUUUGCAACAUAAAUUCACUCUAAUCAUAACACAACAGUUAACAACAGUUAUCGUAAUAAAAAUCAAUGAAAUUUUGCAUCAUUUCACUCGGAUGAAGCGUUCAUUUUCAUACUUUUUCCAAAGUGGUUUCUGAUUCAGGGUGAUACUGACAAAAUCAAAUAUCACACACAAAUAACACUUUUAAACCAAAUAUAUUUAUGUUCAAAAUAAGUUAAUAUGUAGAGAAAAGGCUCUUACAUGAUAUAAAACUGUUAAAAAGAAUCAUAAAUAUACAUAAAUGAUGAUCAAUUCAAUCAGUCUAAUAAGUUAAGAAAUAUGUAUGUGACAGCGUUUAAGAAAAGACAUAUUUAAUAAUCUCGACUCAAGGUUCACUUAUUAGCUUUUUCCUGAGCUUUCAAGCGCAUCCCGCAGUCUUCCUUUAUCCUGCAGACUGACAACUACACAUAACUUAAUAAACUCUGCUUAUAAAGGCCGCGAGACGCAGUCGAAGCUCAACAUUUAUAAAAAAACUUGUUAUGACAACCAAAACCUUAUGUUGUGUUAUUGAUAUUUGAUCGAUCGGCUCCGAGCUGAUUCUGCAGCUGCUGUUCAAGUCUUUGUUUUUCAUAAAGUUUUACAAAGCUGAAUAUUCAGGAUAGAAGAUUUUCUUUACUGUUGCUGUUGCUGUUCUGAGUUCAUUCUUAACUGGCAUUAACCAAAAAAAAAAAAAAAAAAAAGCUAUAAAACAUGAAAUCAUCUCCCGUUUUUACAAAUUCCUCUCAUCCUGUACGUUACAGUCGGGUCGGGCUUUAAACAGUGCUGCAGUCAUUUCAAACGUUCAGAUAUUCAGAUUCUAGUCUUUUCUUCUCAUUAUCUCAUUAACUCUGUUUCUGGGUGUCUUUAACAUAUUUCAGCACUUUUUUUUUUUAAACGCACGGCUCCCUGUCUUGACUGGUUUGAAGUGGGCAUAUCUGUGUAUGAGGCAUAUCUUUAUAACAGCUGUUUUUAUUUGUUUUUGUUGAGAUUUAUAUGAAGAAAUAGAAGCUGCGUUAAAAACCAGUUAAACCUUUAGUCGUUUUUUUUUUUUUUUUUUUUUGUAGAAGCUAAUUAACAUGUGAGAUGGAAACGCUUCUUAGAUGAACAAUAAACUUUUAUUCAAUUUUA